ACUACUUUUUGGACUACAUUUUCCAACACUACAGCAACGCGACUCACAACCUCACACUGGCAGGGUUGACCAAACUAAUGGUAGAGUUGGAGGUCGGUCCUGGGAGAAAAGAUGGCGGCCAUGACCAUGGCCAUGACCACGAUGGCCAUGGACACACACACGAUGGCCAUGACCACGAUGGCCAUGACCACACACACGAUGGCCAUGACCACAGCGACCAUGGACACGAUGGACACGCACACGAUGGCCAUGACCACGAUCAUAAAAAUGCCACACAUGGUGGCCAUGAUCAUGACGAUCACUCGGACCAUCACCAUGGCAACGAAACAGGCCACCACCAUGGCAACGAAACAGGCCACCACCAUGGCAACGAAACAGGCCACCACCAUGGCAACGAAACAGGCCACCACCAUGGCAAUGAAACAGCCCAUCACCACAUGGAGAGGAGCCCUUGGAACCCAGCCAGGGCCACCAGUGCGACCACGGACUCUCCCUGCAGCUCUACCAGGAUGAGAUGAAGAGGAGGAAGCAAGAGAAGGGGGCUUCCAAUGCUGACCUGAGUGUGGAAGUGGGAAUCCCGAGGAGUAAGGCAUUGGCCAGCCCUGGGCAAGCCUUACCCCACACUUCUCACUGCCCUCCCUUCUGCCCCCCACCCCCAGGAGACUUCGCAGCUCUGCUCCACGCCGGCCUGAGCGUCAAGCGGGCGCUGCUGCUCAACUUCGUGAGCGCCCUCACGGCCUUCGUCGGCCUCUACAUCGCCCUGUCGGUCAGCACCGGGGAGGAAUUCGAGGCCUGGAUCUUCACGGUGGCCACGGGCCUCUUCCUCUACGUGGCCCUGUGCGAUAUGCUUCCGGCACUGAUGAAUGCGAAGGACAAGCGUCCCUGGUUGCUUUUUGCCCUGCAGAACCUGGGCCUUCUGGCCGGCUGGGCCAUCCUCCUGCUGCUCUCCAUCUUCGAGGACAACAUCACCAUUUAACGGCACGGCUCCUGCGGGUCAGCACCGGGCGCCCCUCGCCACUCUCCUCUGCCACCCCCGGCAGGCACAGCCGAGCCACGGACACGAAAGGGGGAUGCAGUGGGGUUUUUUUUUUGUGGGGAGGGGGCAGGUCCAGACCCAGGGCUCAGCUGUCGGGGGGAGGCAUCCAGGGACUCCUGCCAGGCUGCCCACCUCACUUUUUCUCCCCGUUGCCAAAAGUCCCUCCGUCGGCUCUCAGGCUCGGCCGGAAAGAAGGGAGCCACGCGGCCACCUGAAGAGCAGUUAACUCCUGCAGCAGCAGCAGCCUGAAAUGGAAGCUUGGCCCAGGGUUCAAAUGUCCUCCACCUGGCUGUCUGAAUCAGCGGGCGCUGGGUCAUCCUCUUGGGCCAUGCCCAGUUUCCCCCUCGCCAGUUUCAAUGUUGGCACCAGCCUUGGAUGGAUGUUUAUCCUGCCUUCACCUUCUAUUUAUUGUAUUUAUUAAACUCUUAUUCAUGUUCAGAGACAUA
Thamnophis sirtalis is the source of this 1482-nucleotide messenger RNA. Lineage: Eukaryota; Metazoa; Chordata; Lepidosauria; Squamata; Natricidae. The record is from RefSeq and is a predicted model, not a curated record.